AUGGAAACCCCAGAUAGAACCGCCUCUUCUUCUCAUCAAUUACAGUCACCACUGCCUCCAUCAGAAACUCGGCUAUGGAGACCAGCUGCUCAGCGAAACCUCAGAAACCAGUGGUCAAAGUUGGCCUCUUAUAGGUCACAAUGGGUCUCUUCUUCUUCUGCUGGCAGAUCAUCUGCUACUUCUCUUGUUAACACUUAUCUCUCCCGAAAAUUCAUACCUUCAAUGGAGCUUGGAGUUUUAAGCGACAUGCCUGAUGUUCGAAAGAAAGCUAGUUCAAAGUUGCUUAAACAGCAGGAGCUUUAUAGGAGCAAACUCUUGUCAUCUUACAAGGAUUUGCAUGCACUUAAAACCAACUCAGGAAAUAAUAAAUUGAUGAGAAACUAUGUUGCAGUUGUAUUGAGUUUUCAUAUCGGGGCCAACCUUCUGCUUGAUUUUUCCGAGGAAGAAUCAUACAGAGGUGUACAAUUAAAUGUGGUUGCUGUUGUAACUCACAUGGUCAACACUAGUAGUUCCAUGAGAUGUUAUGUCAAAGGGACAAACAAUAGUCCACUCAUACAAUUUUCCUAUAGAUCUGAGGAUAAAAAUGAUGCUGGUGAUGGUGGCGAGAUCCCACGUUUGCUUCUUGUGGAGUUAUUUACCAUUAGUUGUGAAGCUCCACAAGUUAACGAGUUUUGCUGGUUAAAUGAACUUUAUCCUGGAGAAUUUGAUGAUUUGAGAAUAUGCAACUUGUAUUCCAAGGAUACUAGUGGACCGGUCACUCCAAGACUGAUGGAAGGGAAAUCUGAUAUGCCUACCUUAAAAUUUAAUAGUCAACCAAACCAUGAGAAUUUGCAGGGAAAGAAGAAAAAUGCUGGGUUGGUGCACGGAUUGACAUGUUUCAUGGAACGCAAAGGAAGCGAGGUCGAGGUGCAGACCAUGAGAGUAUCAAGGCACGUAACAUUUGGUAUUAGAGCCUCGCAUGGUUGA
Messenger RNA from Dovyalis caffra, 966 nucleotides. NCBI's taxonomy places the organism in Eukaryota, Viridiplantae, Streptophyta, Magnoliopsida, Malpighiales, Salicaceae. The record is from the annotation of a GenBank genome assembly.